AAACGUUCGUUAUUCUGAAACCUGAUCUAAUUCAAAAUGGCCAGCGUUUCGUGGGUCGGUGCUGCUGCACUUCUAGCAGGUCUCGUUAUAAUAUUUGAGAUAAACUCCUUGAUAGAACAAUUAAACAAUUCCUCUAAUACAGAAACCACUUCUACAACAACAAACACUCAAUCAACAUCGACAACAUUAGAAACGAACACAACAAGUGAUGCUACUACAACAUCAACAACAGAUGCUAGUACAACAGCAUCAGCAGAUUCGAGUACAACAAUAAAAACUACAUUAACAGAUACAAAUACAUCAACAACAGAUGCAAAUACAACAACAACAGAUGCAAAUACAUCGACAACAGAUGCAAAUACAUCGACAACAGAUGCAAAUACAUCGACAACAGAUGCAAACACAUCGACAACAGAUGCAAAUACAUCGACAACAGAUGCAAAUACAUCGACAACAGAUGCAAAUACAACAACAACAGAUGCAAAUACAUCGACAACAGAUGCAAAUACAAUAACAACAGAUGCAAACACAUCAACAACAGAUGCAAAUACAUCGACAACAGAUGCAAGUAGCACAAUAACGGAUGCCACAACAACGACUGAAACAAUAACAACAACUGUUACAACAACAAGUACAAUAAGUUGUCCACCUGUAGGGAAAUAUUCUAUGAAUUCAUCUGAUUGCUUAUCGUAUUAUUAUUGCGUUUACUCUAAUGGAAAUUAUGUCAUCAAUUAUUUCGAAUGCCCCGCUGGUAGACCUUUUAACGAAGCUACAGGAUCGUGCGAUUCAUCACUUACAUGCGAUUCAUAAACGACGACACUUAUUAAUAUACGCUAGGUGAUCAAAGAAAACGUUACAAGUCGAGUAAAGAAAAGUGUUUAGUUUCGUUGUAUGUAUAUAUAGAUUUGACGUCUCUGCAACCCAAAGGAUCUAUUGUGUACCCCUUUAUUGUGUUUACAGCUGAUCCAUCGAUCCCACUUCUUUUAAAAAGUCUAGAAUAGUUUUGAUUGCCACAAAAUCUUCGUCUUCUAUUUUAAGCGCUCCCAGGUGUAGUGCCAUGGAAUUACUUAGUGUUUCACACUUCGAGAGAAUGUGGAUAGAGGUUUCGUUUCCCGCGCAACCAAAUCUACUGGCCGCAAACAAAAUGUAGAGCCAUCUAUUUCCAAUUGGAAGAAACAACAUAAUACGUAGUUUUCAAAUACAUCGCCUUGUAACCUUUUUUCUGAUUAUCCCUUGUAUACUCGUAUUUUUAAUUUUGUUGAUUAUUGGUCUUAAGCAGUGAAUAUUAAACAAAAAAAUUAUAUAAUGGCAAUUCAGUAGUUUUUGUUAUAGAUGUGAGCAAAAUAGAAAAACAGCUUCUCAUACAGAAAUAAACAAUAAAUGCGGGAAAUGAUUCUAAGGAAGUAUCAUAAACUGACCACGUGACAGUGCGACGUGACCAUAUCAUGUGCGGAAACACAAAUAAUCCGAUUUUUAAAGAGGUUAAGGGGUUUUAUUAAGUUUGGCCCCGAUGUAGCAAAUAUUCCUCUGCAGGACUGGGGUUGUGGUGGUCAGACAAAACUCUCGAAAAAUCGGUAUAACUCCGACAAGGCUCAUAAGUCUGGCAACGCCGUAGCACGUUCAUACUUCAGAAAUUUGUGUUUGUGUUAUGAUAAUACGUGUUCUUCGAGUAGACGCGUCUUUAGAAUGACACGUACGAACUCCGCUACCAAAUCGUUCAAAAGUGUGAAAUACGUACUGAAAUUUAUUUAAAAGGGCUCUGUUGCCGACGCGCCGCGUUCUCGACGACUUGUAUCUGUAACAACUAACGAAAAUAUGGAAACGCUGGCGUUGAUUGAGCGAGAAUUAUUUGGAUCGUUGAUUGGAAUGGUACCUCGGAUGCGUUCAGGAUGAUUCGCAGUUCCAGCAUUCCAUUUUGUGGUCGAGUGAAGCAACUUUCAAACUGAAACGAUCAAUCGGCAUAACUGCCUGUACUGGAAGGACCAGAAUCCUUACGUCUUCAUCGAAGAAUAAUUAAACCUGCCUGGGGUGUGUGUGUGUGUGUGUGAGUGGCCAAAGUUAUCUGGAAAUGCUCGAAGAUUUACGUGGACAAAUGGACAACGAUCCAACACUCUUCAACACUUCUCGAUCUUCGAAAUGCAAUUGAAAUAAAAUUUGAAAUUGUUGAAGAUAGGCAGUAACCUUCAUUCGAAUCCCUUUUGUGAUUUAGGGGCUGCAAUCUUUUUCCUAAUUUGUUACCUGACUUAUGCCGACAUCUGUAAGAACCACACUUUUUAUAGAUUGUGUGGAAUCGGGUGUGGUUUCUAAUAAAAGCUCUUUUAUAAUAUAUUAUUCAACUGUAUUCCAAAUAAUUUCUAAAAUUCUACUAAUUGACGAAGUAGCGAUGGUUAAAAUUAAUUGACUAGACUAUAUAAUGAUUUAAAUGCACGUAAAAUGUAUUUUUAAUGACUUAGACACGAUGAAAACAUCAUUAAUACUAAUUUUCAAUAUUUCAAGUUGUUAAACAAGAUAUAGCUUUCUAAAUUGAUAUUCCAACAUGAACAAUUUUUUUUUAAUUUAUGAAUUGCAGGUUUACAGGAUUCGUAAAACAUUCCUUGUUGAUUUUUUUUGUAAAUUUUAUCUAUUUUGUAUUCAUUUAAAACAAUUAAGUAAAUAAACAUAUAAAACUAUGUUUUUGAAUACGACAUUAAUUGUUAAACGUUGUUAAUAUCAUUUAUUUAUAAUUUUUUGGUGCUACAUCGAAAUAUCCUGAAAUAGAUCAUCGUUUCAAACUGUUUAUUCACGAUUAAACCAUAAUCUAUUGAUAAAAGAAUAGCAACAACAUCAACCAAUUCAUAAAACGUCCACACUUUAUGCUAUUAUCUCAUUUAUACUCAGCAAUUUUACCUAUGAUGUUUCCUCUACAUUCUCUUUCUGUUUUUAUUUCAUGUGUUGUAUCUUCACCUAUUCUAAAAUGUUGUAGAUCUUCUUUGUUGACUUUCUAUCUUCUUAGCUCCUAGAGAAGCGGAAAUGAUUAAAUGUUUAGGACAAACAGGAAAGGGGUGGUUAUAAAACAAAAUACCCAAAGACUGGAAAGCUACAUCUUAUCUUAAUUAGCCUAAAAACAAUCAUAGAUAAGGAAUUAAUGCCAUUUUCUACCAUAGUCACUAUGAAAGGCAUAACAUGGUCUUCUAGCACCUCCGUAAUGUACCUGUGAGAGGUUAGGGAGCCAUUUUUUAUGAAGACCAACUCUGUACGAGCUUGUGCAGUGAUUCCCGCCCAAACCAUAACUGCCCCACCACCAAAUGGAAGACGCUCGUCAAUGCAAACUUCAGCAUAUCUCUCCCCAGGUUUUCUUCACACUCGUCGAUGUCCAUCUGACCCGGUGAAGCAAAAACGCGACUCAUCUGAGAACAAUACCCAUCUCCAGUCAUCAACAUUUCAUCGAACUCAAUCUCUGGCAAAUAUCGAUCUUGCAGUGCGAUGCUGGCGUUGCAGCGGGGGACCAGUAGCCAUUCUUCUGCAUGACAGUCCAGCAGCAUGAAGUCCAUUCACUAACGUUGACAAUUCCCACUUGUUCCAAUUGAUUUCGCAGUGAAACCGCAGUAGUUGUCCUAUUCAGCAAACUUGUGGACACCAAAAAACGGUCAUCUCAUUGAGUGGUAACUCUUUUUCGCCCAGAUCCUGGUCUUCUAGUGAUCAGGCCAGUCUGGUACACCCUUUGCACACCACAAAGACUAGCACCAACAAUUCUUGCAGUUUCUUGUUGCCUCCGACCAUCUUGUAACAGCGCAACAAUUCUUGCCACAAUCUAAAGGAUCUAAACGCAUUUUGGGCCUGUUAAAUCACUUAGGUUUUACACAAAGAAUCAACAGUAAACUGGCAAGCAAAAUAGUAUCAGCAGAGGUCAAACCAUUAAUGAAAA
Messenger RNA from Diorhabda carinulata, 3904 nucleotides. RefSeq lists its product as uncharacterized. The record is from RefSeq and is a predicted model, not a curated record. The coding region runs from base 37 to 810 and encodes 257 amino acids. NCBI's taxonomy places the organism in Eukaryota, Metazoa, Arthropoda, Insecta, Coleoptera, Chrysomelidae. Gene Ontology annotation, molecular function: chitin binding. Gene Ontology annotation, cellular component: extracellular region. The transcript has 2 exons.